UGUUUGUUAUGUUCAAUAAUACCCCUUAUCCUCUUUCUCUAUCUCUGCGUUGUGUUGUGAAUUGUGAUGUGCUAAACUCAAACUCUCACAGCCAUCAACCUGACCAUGCGUGCUUUCAAGUCUCUCACAAAUACAAUGGCAGAGUCGUGCCUUCUUUCUCUCCCUUCCUUCUUCCACGCCAAAGCCAAAUCCCUUUCUCUCUCACUUCCCUCCAAGCCCCUUACCCUCCACCUUCCCUCUUCCAAUUCCUCGCUCUUCUCCCUCACCUCAAGGCCCACUCGCCACUCCUUCCUCACAUUCGUGGCCCAAACGUCGGAUUGGGCCCAAGGCGAGGAGGAGGAAACCGCCUGGGAGAACCAGGGCGAUUCCACGUGGGGAACUGAAGAGGGUGGCGAUGAAAGCGAGGGUGAGGCGGCUGAACCCGUUGAAGAAGUUAAGAUCUUUGUUGGGAAUUUGCCUUUUGAUGUUGACAGUGAGAAGUUGGCAUCGCUUUUCGACCAAGCUGGCACCGUUGAGGUUGCUGAGGUUAUUUACAAUAGGGUCACUGACCGGAGUCGUGGGUUUGGGUUUGUUACGAUGAGCACGCUUGAAGAGGUUGAGAAGGCUGUCGAGAUGUUCAGUGGCUAUGAACUAAAUGGAAGAGUGUUGACCGUCAAUAAGGCUGCUCCAAAAGGAGCACAGCCAGAACGCCCACCACGCCCACCAAGAUCCUUUGGUUCUUCUUUGAGAGUCUACGUUGGCAACUUGCCAUGGGAUGUUGACAAUGCUCGACUGGAGCAAAUUUUCAGUGAACAUGGUAAGGUUGAGGAUGCUCGGGUGGUCUACGACAGAGAGACUGGUCGAUCGCGUGGCUUUGGCUUUGUCACAAUGGCCAGUGAGACUGAUAUGAAUGAUGCAAUUGCUGCUCUUGAUGGUCAGAGCUUGGAUGGGAGGGCAAUCAGAGUGAAUGUUGCAGAGGAUAGGCCAAGACGCAGCUCCUUUUGAGUGAUUACUUGUAAUCUUCCAUGUGCGGCUGAUUGAGUUCCCUUUUAAUGGUUAAGUAUACAGUGUCAAAUUUUUUUAUCUUCUUUGGCAGUUGGUUUCAGAUUAGAUAUGCAUAUUUUAAUGUUAUUUAUUAAUUUGAUGUCCUGAUGAAAAUGAUUAAAAGUUACGAUUCCAACUUUAGGGAUUUUGAAAGAACUCGUGAUUUUUUUUCAACCAUUUUGUGUGCUAUGGAUAUUGAUGCACGAAAAAAAAAAAAUCGUCUUUUAAGCUUAAA
Messenger RNA from Cajanus cajan (pigeon pea), 1258 nucleotides. Its product is annotated as 28 kDa ribonucleoprotein, chloroplastic. Gene Ontology annotation, molecular function: mRNA binding. The record is from RefSeq and is a predicted model, not a curated record. Gene Ontology annotation, biological process: chloroplast rRNA processing. Lineage: Eukaryota; Viridiplantae; Streptophyta; Magnoliopsida; Fabales; Fabaceae. Gene Ontology annotation, cellular component: chloroplast thylakoid membrane.